Molecule: messenger RNA, 954 nt
Organism: Lodderomyces beijingensis
Lineage: Eukaryota; Fungi; Ascomycota; Pichiomycetes; Serinales; Debaryomycetaceae
Source: the annotation of a GenBank genome assembly
AUGGACAACAUAGAUUAUGAAAAGAGCCUUCCUAGGCCCAAACAGAGACGAAGCAAACUCUGCUUCCUCGCCUACUCCAUUUUUGAAAUUGUCUCACUCGUUUUCCUUUUCCUCACCACGUUUGGGUUUCUACUAUCCGGCACCAGCUUCUUGCCGCUACAAGCGUUUAAUCCCUUGAGAAUCAAGAUCCAAGCACAGUCAAACUUGGCCAAGGACACCAUCGAUAUAAUUCAGCAGGGUCUCAAAUUCGCCACCUACCUCUCGAAUGACCUCAACGUCUACGCCAAUUUCACCACUAACGACACCAUCUUGCAGAAGCUAGACACGCUAUAUGAUGGCAGCGCAUACCAAUUUAAUUUGUUCGGCUACUGCCGAACUGAUCCUUUGGCGGAAACGCACGGCUGCUUUGAUGGUGAAGGCAUCAAUGUCGUGUCGUGCUUCUUGACCGACUUGGGGAUGCAGCUAAAGACCUUGACUGGAGAAGAGCAUAGUGGCAUUGACGACAAGUUGGUCAAGAUCUACUACGAUUUGAUCCAUCAGUUGUGCCGGGGCCGCAUGUGGACCACGAGGUUUCCCUGUGUGCUCCAGGGAUAUAACUGCAUGGGGUUCCUAUUGCAGUACGUUGCCAUUUUGGCGGUGCUGCUAACGGCGUUGGCCGUUGCUGUGUGUCUCGCUGACUUUGUGUUGUUGUACGGGUUAUUUGGCGUCAGUUGGAAGUUUACGUUCCGGUUGCGGCUCUGGUGCAUCAUCAUGAGCAUGGUUUGUGUGAAUCUCACGUAUGUUGCCAUUUUCUACAUUUCGCAAUCGAUCGAGGAACUAGUACAGCAGUACCAGGUUGGUCAAAUCAGGUUCAACUUUCGGUGUUGGAUCGCGUGGGAUAUCGUUUUUUUCAUCGCCAUGAUUUUCGUCGCCAAAAGACAGAGGGAAUACGAGAAAAUCAGGUUUCCAUAUUAA